AUGAAAAAACAGGGACGCCUGAGACGUGAAGUGAGUUCUCCUCCACAUUUGACAGCACGUCCCUAUGCAAAUGAUUAUCAGUCAAGCCUGGAGAACACGGACGAAAUGAAGUUAUCUGCGAGGGAUCGUAAUAGUAACUCGAUAGACAAGGGGCCGAAAAAAGGCCCGUUUGAGCUGGCGCUAGCUAAUGGUGAUGUCCGACUGGCACAUAUGGUGGCGUAUUCCAGUGGCGACAAUAGCACCGAUGGAAGUGGACUUCAGUGCUUGCAGUGUAGCGAUCUUCAGCAACAGCUGUGCGAUUUGUCGAGAAGAACGGAAAUGCGGUGGCACGAGGAUAUCGGUAGUUCGCCCAUUCCACAACCUCGAUCUUAUUCGAUCGGGAUUGGAACCGAUCGCGAAAUACCGCUUAAAUCUCGAUGUUGCGAUGCAUCCACUGAUAGUCCAGUUCCUGAGCUUAAGGUUUUCAAGGAUGCGGCCUGUCGUACGGAACCAACGACAACGAAUGAAUGUGGUUGUGGCUUGGAUCAACCAGUGGUGCUUUGUGAUUUUUCAUGUGGAACAGAGCGCACAGUGCUUGUUGAAACAGGUACUGGAAGCAAACAAACACCAGCAUUCAAGGACUCAUCAUCAAUGACUUCUUCAGUAACAUCGCAUUCACGGCCUAUACAAACUGAACAUGUCAAUUGCAGCACAAUAUGCGUGUGCACUUCACCAAUACAAAUGGUAAAUCGAGGCGUUGAGGCAAUGCGGGUAUUUAUGAGAGAUUCGUGUACAGUGUGUGAUGAGGAUCUCUCUUCAUGUUCCGUUCUGGAUGCUGCUACAGCAACGGAUGACGAUUUAAACGCUGCGGAAACAAAACAAAAACACUUUCAUCAGGAUUAUUAUCAUUAUCAUCAACAACAGCAUCAUCAGCAACGACAAAAAACCUGUAAUACCGUUGCUGUACAAACAGAAUUCGGCAUGUUUUGCUCAGUUUCUAUCCAAUUUUUUAGAAAUUGUUGUACUUCCGUUAUAAUUUUGAUCAGAGCUUAUUGCGCGAUAUUCUGCUGUAAAAGGAACUUAUUUGUUAGCCUUCCUCAUCAAUGUUUUUGUUAG
Molecule: messenger RNA, 1095 nt
Organism: Gongylonema pulchrum
Lineage: Eukaryota; Metazoa; Nematoda; Chromadorea; Rhabditida; Gongylonematidae
Source: the annotation of a GenBank genome assembly